This is a messenger RNA of Vitis vinifera (wine grape), 2828 nucleotides long. RefSeq names its product probable receptor-like protein kinase At5g24010. Gene Ontology annotation, molecular function: ATP binding; transmembrane receptor protein tyrosine kinase activity. Gene Ontology annotation, biological process: protein autophosphorylation. Lineage: Eukaryota; Viridiplantae; Streptophyta; Magnoliopsida; Vitales; Vitaceae. Bases 219 to 2717 code for a protein of 832 amino acids. Gene Ontology annotation, cellular component: plasmodesma; plasma membrane. The record is from RefSeq and is a predicted model, not a curated record. The transcript has 2 exons.
GGGGUGAAGGAGCAGCAAAGGCAUUGAAAUUCUUCGGAUGACAUUUUUUUUUUUUAAAGUUUCCAAAAUGCAUCCUAGACAGAUUUAUGCGGUUCAACCCCUAGUCAAAAAGUCUUUCUUUUCAUAUUAUUUUUAAUCUGAAUGAUUGCCCUCACUUUACUUUCAUCCUCAGAUGCUGAUAAACUUUGUUAUCCUGCUGUUAACAGCUGCAAUUCUCAAUGCUUUCCAUGGAGAAGCUUCACCACCAAGACGCUCUUUUCAGUCUCCUCCUCCUCCUCUACUCCUCAUCUAAUCUGCUCCUUGCUUCAGGCUACACUCUUCCAAAUAAGUACUUCAUCAACUGUGGUUCAAGCUAUAACGCCACAGUCGACCGCCGGAACUUUGUUGGAGAUGUGAACUCCGGCUCAUCCUAUUUCUCCGUAAGACGAAGCCAUGUGUUGAAGGAUGGCAGCCCAGAAAACGGUACAUCUCCUCUCUACCAAACAGCUAGAUUUUUCAGAAAAGAAUCUUCGUAUGAGUUCCAAAUCACCGAAAAUGGUACCUACGUGGUACGCUUUCAUUUCUACCCUUUCUUGACGCCAACAAAUCUUACUGCUGCUCUCUUCAAUGUUCGGGCCAAUGGGUAUUCAUUGCUGUCCAAUUUCAGAGUCCAGAACAGAAGUAAGUCUCCCGUGAUUAAGGAAUUUGCAAUUCCCAUUGAUGUGGGAAACUUCAUCAUCUACUUCACUCCUCAAAAAUCAUCUUUUGCAUUUGUAAACGCUGUAGAAGCGUUUCUUGCCCCUGAAAAGUUCGUUUCAAAUAAAUCGCGUUACAUUACUCCUGCCGGAAGUGACGAUAGCUACAGUGGUUUGGAAUCUCGGGCUUUACAUAUAAUUCAUAGGAUAAACGUUGGAGGCCAGACAAUCCCACCAAAUAAUGAUACACUGUGGAGAAAUUGGACAACCGACGAUGAUCAUCUACUUCUCCCAGGUUCUGCCACAAAUAGUAAGGUCUACAAUAAUACGCCCAUAUACGAUCUUUCGAUAGCUACUAACUAUUCCGCCCCGGAUGAUGUCUACAAGACUGCCAAAGAACUUAAUAGAAAUUAUAGCAAUGCAACCUGGGUUUUCAGGGUGAAUGAGAGUUCUACCUACUUCCUAAGGGUGCAUUUCUGUGACAUAAUUAGCCAAAAUGAUGAUGGUACUGUGUUCAAUUUCUCUAUUUAUAGUCGGUUCAUUGAACUUAUAUAUUCAUAUGACCCCACCACCCAGAUCGGAACUCCAUUUUACAAGGAUUAUGUGGUUGAUUCCGAUGAUUCAGGUUAUAUGAAUAUCAGUAUAGGCCAUACAAAAAUAGUUGAAUCACGGACAGCCUUUCUGAAUGGGCUUGAGAUUAUGAAGCUUAUAACCAGGGAAUCUGUUUCAUUGCGUGCGCCGAAGAAAAACUUUAUAUUCGUCAUAGUAGGUACCGUUGUUGGAGUACUGGCUUGUCUCCUUAUCCUGCUGGGGAUGAUCUUUAAAUGCAGGAAAGCAAACUCUGUUGAAAGUGAAGAGUGGUCUGUGCCUCUUUAUGGAGGGAGAUACUUCAGUUGGAUAACUAGAAGAACUGCCGAAACCUCCUCUGUUUCCAGUUUAAACCUGGGGUUAAAAAUACCCUUUUCUGAAAUCCUACAUGCAACUCAUCGUUUUGACAAAAAAUUGAUGAUCGGUAAGGGUGGGUUCGGGAAAGUUUAUAGAGGAACUCUUCGGGAUGGGAAGAAAGUGGCUGUCAAACGAAGUCAACCAGGGCAAGGCCAGGGCUUCUACGAAUUUCAAACUGAAAUCAUUGUCUUAACCAAAAUUCGCCACCGCCACCUCGUGCCUUUGAUUGGAUAUUGUGAUGAGAGGCGUGAGAUGAUACUGGUUUACGAAUUCAUGGAAAAUGGUACUUUACAAGACCUCCUAUAUGAUUCCAAUGAGGACUGCUCGACGUCAUCUCCCCGAUCAGAACUGUCUUGGGAGCAAAGGCUUGAGAUUUGCAUUGCUUCAGCUAUGGGUCUUGAUUACCUUCACCGUGGCGCCGGAAUCAUUCACCGCGAUGUUAAGUCAACGAAUAUCUUGCUUGAUGAGAAUUAUGUGGCUAAAGUUGCGGAUUUCGGUCUUUCAAAAUCAGGCGAUGCAGAUCAAACCCACUUCAGUACUGACGUCAAAGGCAGCUUUGGUUACCUUGAUCCCGAAUAUUUCAGAUGCAUGCAGUUAACAGAUAAAUCGGAUGUAUACUCCUUUGGAGUAGUUCUCCUGGAAGCGCUCUGCUCUAGGCCAGCCAUUAAAAACUCAGUUACCAGAGAAGAAAUGAAUUUAGCUGAAUGGGCGAUUUCAUGGCAAAAGAAAGGGGAGCUUGAAAAGAUUGUGGAUCCUUUUCUCGUGGGUAAAAUCAAUCCUAACUCAUUGCGUAAGUUCGGAGAAACGGCAGAGAAGUGUUUGAGAGACUCUGGUGCUGAUAGGCCUACCAUGCGUGAGGUGGUAUGGGACUUGCGAUAUGCACUUGAUCUGCAACAAGCUAGGAUUCCGAGAGAAGGAUAUGCCGACAGUAUCACCGAUGAUUCUUUCGACUACUUGCCACUGUCUGGUGUUCCGUACGUGCCUUCUCCUAGCUUUCUUCUAAUUGAGGAAGAUGAAGUCCCCAUAGAAGGUGAUGAUGGUUCAGAAGCAACUGCUAGUGAAGUGUUCUCCCAACUGGGGAUCAGUGGUGCCAGAUAAUCUCAUCUCAACUGCAAAAAGAAUGAGGAACAGUUGUAUAAUGUCCAUCUGCCGAAUCAGUGCAGCAUCUGUAAAAGGAUCUCUCUAUGCAUGAACUAUCAAUUUUCUUUA